Messenger RNA from Phytophthora infestans T30-4, 315 nucleotides. RefSeq lists its product as uncharacterized. The transcript has a single exon. The record is from RefSeq and is a predicted model, not a curated record. Lineage: Eukaryota; Oomycota; Peronosporomycetes; Peronosporales; Peronosporaceae. Bases 1 to 315 code for a protein of 104 amino acids.
AUGACUCAUCCCCAGCAUCUUCAACGUUAUCAUCAGCAACAAAGACAAGAGCAACAAGAGCGAAAAGAGUCGACUCAACAGCCACGUGAUUACAUUGAUGUGUUGCUGGAAAGCGCAGGAUUGGACGAGACUCUACCGUCACAAACGUCGACGACUCUGCCUUCGGAGUCUUGGCACUAUCCUCCUUCCCAAAACGGGCAAAGUAACUCAGGCUCGACGGGUUCGUACUCAUUUAUGGCGCAACAGCAACAAGGUCAACACUUGCAGUUGUCGCCAACGGGAGAACUACCUCACAACCCCAACCUACGCUUUUAA